AUGUCAACGAUAAAUCCCAGUGAAAUUGUUGGGAUUGACAUGGAAGAGGAAAGGAAACGCAUACUAGUUCCCGAGUACUCUGGACUGGGACCACCAGAUCUUGUUGUUGUUAUGAAAGAUGUUGAUGGAAUUUUAUACAAGAACUACCAUCAAGUGUACGGUAUAUCCUAUAAAAGCCAAUCAGGAUUUAUUGAAUAUUUUCAGAAAUUUGUUGCUGAUCAGACAAAAAUUCAUAACGUAUCAAAUAUCAGAUACGGAUACGUCUUAACAUGGGAUAGCAUCUGGCGCCAAGACGUAUGCAUACCAUCCUACCAGAUUAACUUUGCGAAAAAACCAAACUGGUUCAAUUUACAUAUUUCUUCUGUUCUCAGAUUCUACAGGCAUGACAGUUCAUUGUUAUAUUCCAUUUAUGGAGGCAUUCCUUAUGUAUAUUUGCCUUCAGUUACACAGCCUUUAUUUGAAAUUUCUUUGGAAGAUUUAGAAUACGCUGCAGAUCUUUUUUCAAUGUUCUCUAUGACAAUGGAACAUCAAUUAGCUAUCUCUCGUGCUCUACUUUGCAACUGUAAUACCCCUCAAAUUAUGAAGUUUUUAUAUGCAUAUAGUAAUAGUUUGCCAGCAAUACUAGUUCACAUCUCCAAAAUACUUCCACCAUCAACAGCAAUAGAAGGUGGUGUAUACUUUCUACUCGAAACUCAUCUAGAUACAUUUUGUGAUGAUUUAGAAGCAGUUUUUGCUGUUUUUACUUAUUAUUUAAACCAUUCUCAGCCGCAAAAGUGCAAAAGGUACAUUCCUCUACUCGAGCAAACUAAAUUUCACCAUCCUUUGGCCGCAAUUUGUUUAGCAAGAUAUUAUAUUUCGACGAAAACUACUUCUGGAUAUAACUGUGCCUUCCACUGCUUGAACAUUGCAGGAUUAGCUAAAGGAUGGAGCUUACCCGGCCUAACACCAGACGUAGAUCCGAAAUAUUUAUCAGAAGUUGUUUUUCCAACGAGUCACACAAAACUAGAGAAGUUAAUUGUAGAUUAUCCGGUCACAGGGAGGACACAAGCGUAUUUCGAUGCUAUUAAUGAGCUCAUUGACUCAUAUUCAGAGAAAACAUUCACGAGAGUUAUGAAUAUUUUCAUGGAACAACAUCCAUUUGUUGAAAAAGAGCCAAAUUUCCCUGAAUACCCAUUUUUUUAUUCAGAUUCGUGUAAAUCUACAGAUGAGUUUUAUUUGUUUGAUCCAGGAAUCGAAACAGAACCAAUAAUAACACCAGAACUGAGGAAUGUUCCAAUGUCACAUAGAUUUUACAACAUGAUACAAAUGGUUUUAGAAGGAAGAAAAAGAUUACAGAAGUUGACAGCAAAACUUUAUGUUAGAGAUAGUUUUAAGUCAACUGACCUUCUUCUGGCACUGAGAUUUAAAGAUGGAGUUGUUUUCAACGUUGUUUACGAAUACCUCAAACGAAAUAACAAGUUGACUGGAGCAGGAUAUCUUUUGGUUCUCAGAGCAAUUCUUCUUGGCAUUGUGAACUUGGAUAGCGUUGCAAUGCCAAAUAUAUUAACUGCAGACCAGGCUUCUGUGAUUCCUUUUGCUAAGGGAUUCAUUGAGAAGCUGGUUCGGCUUGAACGCGUAUAUUUAUAA
Molecule: messenger RNA, 1626 nt
Organism: Trichomonas vaginalis G3
Lineage: Eukaryota; Parabasalia; Trichomonadida; Trichomonadidae
Exons: 1
Coding region: 1-1626 (541 amino acids)
Source: RefSeq, a predicted model, not a curated record